This is a messenger RNA of Plasmodium malariae, 741 nucleotides long. RefSeq names its product gamete antigen 27/25, putative. The coding region runs from base 1 to 741 and encodes 246 amino acids. The transcript has a single exon. The record is from RefSeq and is a predicted model, not a curated record. NCBI's taxonomy places the organism in Eukaryota, Apicomplexa, Aconoidasida, Haemosporida, Plasmodiidae.
AUGAAUAUAUAUUCCUUUUUACAAAUCCAAUUUUUUGUCCUGUACGCACUUCUUAAGUGCAUUGCUAGAUGCGAGAACAGUUAUUCCUAUGAUGCUUCAACGCAAACAGCAUGUCACAAAUUUGAAUCUCCGUAUGAAUUUACAUAUGACCAUUUGGCGAUUGGCCCAAUUAGUGAAGAAGUUAAGAAACUUGGAGAUGUAGAGUUUGAUACUUCAAUUUCCAUUUUGUAUGUUUUACUGCAUUUUGGCACAGAUAAGAAAAUGUUAUUGCAUAAAAUAAAUAACACUGAUAUCGUUUUAUUGCAUCUUCGAGAAUUUGAAUUUAAGUACAGAUAUCAAUUUAUUGAUAAAGUAUCCAAGGAAAACUGUAUUAGUAGAAUAAAAAGGCGUCUUGAUUUUAUUAUAAAGGAUGGUACUUUAUCAGAAGAAUAUUGCAAACAAGCUCAAAAAUAUUUCUGGAUUGAACAAAGGGUGGAUGAAGAAAUGUCUCUUAAGGUAGAUAAGGAAAAAACUUAUGAUGAGAAAUCAGAAAUGUGUAAAAAUAAAGAUGAAAUAAAAAAAUUUAUAAAUGUUUUAGAGAAAGGUAGAGGUAUAAAACUAUCAGAAGAAAUGAUAAAAAGUACUGUAGAUACAGUUGAGGACUUCCUUCUUGAUGUAUUAAGAACAUCCAUGAUAGAUACAGACUUUGACUUCAUGAAUGAGAUGAAUGCUCCAGAGCAGUACAGCAUGUGGAAUUUUUAA